AUGGCCCGGAGCAACCUUGUUGACAUCCACGUCGGACUAAUGGACCAAAGUAUCACACUUGGUUUCUGGUUCGCGUUGAGUCAUGACCCAGAACGUGGUGGCGGGGAUAAGACUCAGAUCCGGACCGCGGAUGAUGCUGGGAAGCCUAUGUCACCAGUGCCCUCGAUCGGCGAGAUCGUCUGA
Penicillium longicatenatum is the source of this 183-nucleotide messenger RNA. RefSeq lists its product as uncharacterized. The transcript is spliced from 2 exons. The coding region runs from base 1 to 183 and encodes 60 amino acids. The record is from RefSeq and is a predicted model, not a curated record. Lineage: Eukaryota; Fungi; Ascomycota; Eurotiomycetes; Eurotiales; Aspergillaceae.